AAUCAGAAUUUACCAGAGACUAAAGAAAGAAACUUGUUGAGAGUAGCAUACUGAAGUUGGAGGUUGAGUAAAACAAUUCACAAACAACAUGGCCGAAACGAAAGGCGAACACAGCCUCAAUGUUUCCGAAGUGCUUCCUGUUUCAGACACAAAGCUGCCUAAACCAAAGCGUGUCGCUUCGCUUGACAUCUUUCGCGGUCUCACUGUUGCGUUAAUGAUCUUGGUUGAUGAUGCCGGAGGGAAAUGGCCAAUGAUUGGCCAUGCGCCAUGGAAUGGCUGCAACCUUGCUGAUUUUGUCAUGCCCUUCUUUUUGUUCAUUGUGGGGAUGGCCAUUCCUCUGGCUCUCAAGAGAAUACCAAAUAGACUUGUAGCUGUAAAAAAGGUUCUGGUUAGAACACUCAAACUCCUCUUCUGGGGAUUGCUCUUGCAAGGUGGUUUCUCUCAUGCUCCGGACAAUCUAACAUAUGGUGUUGACAUGAAACAGAUAAGGUGGUGUGGCAUCCUUCAGAGAAUUGCUCUGGCAUAUUUGGUUGUGGCACUUGUGGAGAUAUUUUCAAGAAGUGCACAAGAUAGAGAUCCAUCCACCCAACUCUCAAUAUUGAAGUUGUACUAUUGGCAUUGGCUAGUGGGGGCUUGCAUACUUGCUGUUUACUUGGCUUUACUUUAUGGAAUGUAUGUUCCAGACUGGCAAUUCACUGUCCAUAAUCCAGACAGCAUAUACAAUGGAACAACUUUAACUGUGACCUGUGGUGUGAGGGGCAAACUCGAUCCCCCUUGUAAUGUUGUGGGAUAUAUUGACCGAGAGGUGCUUGGAAUUAACCACAUGUAUAAGCAUCCAGCGUGGAGAAGAUCUGAAGCUUGCACAGAGAAUUCCCCAUAUGAAGGACCUUUUAAAAGAAGUGCACCUUCAUGGUGUUAUGCUCCUUUUGAGCCAGAAGGAAUUUUAAGCUCAAUAUCUGCUAUUCUCUCCACAAUUAUUGGAUUGCAUUUUGGACAUGUACUCGUACACUUACAGGAUCACUCUUCUAGGUUGAAGCACUGGCUUCUCCUUGGCUUAGCACUCCUUGCUUUUGGACUUAUUCUUCACUUCACUCAUGCCAUUCCUUUGAAUAAACAGUUGUACACACUAAGCUAUGUUUGUGUAACAUCUGGAGCAGCAGCAUUAGUUUUUUCAGCCUUCUACAUUGUGGUUGAUAUUUGGGGUUUGACAUUGUUGUUCUUGCCUUUGAAAUGGAUUGGUAUGAAUGCCAUGCUUGUUUAUGUCAUGGCAGCUGAAGGAAUCUUCGCAGGAUUCAUUAAUGGGUGGUAUUAUGAUGACCCACAUAAUACACUGACUUACUGGAUACAAAAACAUGUCUUCAUUAAUGUUUGGCAUUCGAAGAGAGUAGGAAUCCUAUUGUAUGUUAUCUUUGCGGAGAUCCUAUUUUGGGCCAUUGUUGCAGGCAUUUUGCACCGAUUGGGCAUAUAUUGGAAGCUUUGAAUUUCUUUUUUGUUUUUCUAAAAAUAUGUUGCUUUGUAAUUGUUGUAUAUUGAAUUUGGUGAUUGACUGAAGAGACAUUUCACUGGCAAA
Messenger RNA from Vigna angularis (adzuki bean), 1570 nucleotides. RefSeq lists its product as uncharacterized. The transcript has 13 exons. The coding region runs from base 89 to 1480 and encodes 463 amino acids. Lineage: Eukaryota; Viridiplantae; Streptophyta; Magnoliopsida; Fabales; Fabaceae. The record is from RefSeq and is a predicted model, not a curated record.